AUGGCUGAACUUUUGAAGAACGGUGGACAAAAACUAACGCAAGAAUUAUGGAAACUAAAAAAAGAAGUAUGUAUAACUAAAAGGGUUCCACCUUAAUGGAAUCUAUCGACAAUAUGCCCUGUGUAUACGAAAGGAGAGACCCCACGAACGCCAAAAACUGUAGGAAGAUCCCUAUGGUUUUUGAUAGGGAUAUAUAUUCCUACUUAACACCACUUACAAGAUUCAAUCAAAUAUCUUACUAAACCGAUUAAGAUUAUACGCGAAUAAUAUUAUAGGAAAAUACCAUUGUACGAGUAGUUACAUGUCAAGUAGAUCAACAAUGUACCAUAUAUUCACGCUGAAACAAGUAAUAAAAAAUUACUACGCAUUUAACAAACCGAUAUACUUAAUCUUCAUAGACUUAUCAUAGACUUAUUUAUAAAUUAAUAUUCAUAAGCAUACGAUUCAAUAAAGAGAUUAGAAAUAUGGAGACAUUUAAAGCUGUUUGAGGUCCUCUCAAGAUUAAUAUUAAUGAUAAGAGUGGGCAUGGAAGGAUCGAGUUUCGCGAUUAAAUUUGGUCAUGAAAAACCAGAAGAAUUCCAACCAAUAACAGGAUUAAAACAAUGUGAUGCACUUUUACCGUUACUCUUUACGGAGUACUAG
This is a messenger RNA of Cinara cedri, 642 nucleotides long. The record is from the annotation of a GenBank genome assembly. Lineage: Eukaryota; Metazoa; Arthropoda; Insecta; Hemiptera; Aphididae.